Periconia digitata is the source of this 2242-nucleotide messenger RNA. The record is from the annotation of a GenBank genome assembly. Lineage: Eukaryota; Fungi; Ascomycota; Dothideomycetes; Pleosporales; Periconiaceae.
GCUUCUGGAUUGGAGAGAAUGUAAUGUAGUAAAAGGCAUCAGCUGGCGCGUAGUAACGGCCCAUACCCUCGAGGUGUAUGGCCAUAAUAGCACACACACACACACGCGCACGCGCGCCGAUGGCGAUAAUCCAACGGCUUGAUAAAGAGUGCUAUAUGCAGCUCGUGUAUUGUGUAGGGUUCUUGCCAUGCAUGACCACUACCACUGCUAUCGCUCUAUUAGUACAUAUAAAUAAUCUAAAAGCACCCUUUUUGACCCUAGAGAUUGCAGUGCACAUGCAAGGAGCUGCUGGUUUUUUUUAGCUGUACAACUGCUAUAUCACCAAAGCAUGCAAGGACUUUCUAUCUUCGUAUGCGCUUGUAACGGCGGCGUUUCGCCAGUACGCUCCGUUGGACCCACUUGUAGAAGCGCAGGCUUUAGUUUCCAAGGCCGCCAUGCUCUAUAUUAUCAUAUGUCUUUCCUAUCACAUCGUGUUUCUUUCCCAUGAGCGGAAAGUACAGCUCACUGCAGCUUGGUCUAAGAAUCGGCGCUGGUGGACUCGAGAAGUAUGAGGAUGCGGCGGGCUUGAUCGGGCCAGUGGAGGGAGCAACGGCAGAUGUCGGAGCUCGAAGGUAUGGCAUUGGCGUGCCUCCGUUACAAAUCGGUUAUCGCUCUGCGGUUGGACUGUAUCUCUACUAGUAGUUGUUGGUACAAGGUGAGGUAAGAGCUUGUACAGGCUCCUGGGUAUGCGCAGGAUUCGUGCUAGGGACAUUGAAACUCGUUGUCAGACCCACUGCGAGAGCCAAAAGACAGUUCGUAGGGAUCAGGACUGGCUCCCGGGCUGUUUGGUUGUUGCGCGAUUGCAUCCGUAGGCUCGGCGCGAUAGCCACAGCCAGGAUCGCUCGAGUUGUCCGAGCGUUACUAUAGUCGCUCUUGGCGUCUCCACCGAUCCCAGCGUCAUGUUCACCGUCCGCACCACAGUUACUCCUAUCAUGAACUUCAUGCCAUGAGCACCGAUAACAUUCCACAUAAAACUACAUCCGCGAGUAAGCUCCUCUUACGUGCUGUAAGAACGCCCCCAGAGAGCCCGACACUUUCUGCACCCGAAGUCGCCGGCACGUCGUUGCCGAUCUCCCCGCCAGCUACGGUCCUCAUCGACUCUUCACCUCGACCCCUGCCGCACCUCAUUCGUCGCUUAUACCAUCGCAUACAACAGCGCUACCAAGGGGAGUUGUUGAAAGAUACUUGGGAGUGUGUUCGCAUAUCACCACGAGGGUAUCAGGUGCUGCAGAAUGAGUUGGAGAAAGACACCCGCUUCGGAGCCUGGGUCGCAGACAAGCUCCGAUACGACUACGAUUCGGCCGAGGGCGAACUCGUCCUCCGUAUGCCUUCGCCGUUACAUGACAUCUUUGCCAUCAGGCUGCAAGAGGUGAUUGCCCGGGAACUGAAGAAUUCCACGACGCAGGAAGAUAUACGCCCGGUAAUAGAGCGUAUUAGGAUCGCGACUACAUCGGACAUUCGAUUUAGUGAUACUUCGAUAGAGGGGAAAAAGUCUCCGGACGGAUCGUUCCGCUUCACGGGCACCAAGUAUCCACCUCUGGUAAUCGAAGUUGCCAACUCACAGAAACGUCGCGACCUGCCGCGCCUCGCUGAAUCAUAUAUCGAGCGCACCAAGGGUCGCACCAAGACUGUGAUUGCCAUAGAUUUGGAAUAUCGCGAUCCUAGUAAGCGUGCUGCUCACUCGUUGCCACCUCGCUCAGCGGUCUAUUCCAUAUAUCGCUAUAGGCUGGUCCGCGAUGAACAAACGGGGGAUUGGCAAAGGGAGGCACACGCAGAGAUCGAGGAGCAGCAAUUUUCUACAGAAGAUACAGUUACAGCUGAUGGGUCCAUGUGCCUCUUACUUUCAGACUUUUGCCCGGACGGCACCGUAAGCGAAACCAACGAUCGGACGAUCACUAUUUCUCACGCAGAACUGGCGCGCCUUUUGACAGAGGCAGAAGAGGAAGAAAAUACUGCGGAAGCACCCUCCAGCCCUAUCCUUUCGGAGAAGAACAUUCCGUUCGUGUCUAAAAGGAAGCGUACACCGACCCCGAAAUUGGUGUCGGAAGAUGAGGAGGCAUUUGAACAAGCAGAAACUGCGGCAAAGAUUCGGGAGUCAGCUGAAAACAGCUCUUUUUCCUCAAGCGAUGCGGCGGAUACCAUAAUAGAGCGCAUUAAACGGAUCAAAACAAGGUCACAACCUGACUCUGAACCAAACCCGUGA